Messenger RNA from Paralichthys olivaceus (Japanese flounder), 1182 nucleotides. RefSeq names its product proteasome 26S subunit, non-ATPase 14 (gene psmd14). Gene Ontology annotation, cellular component: proteasome regulatory particle, lid subcomplex. The record is from RefSeq and is a predicted model, not a curated record. Lineage: Eukaryota; Metazoa; Chordata; Actinopteri; Pleuronectiformes; Paralichthyidae. Gene Ontology annotation, biological process: proteasome-mediated ubiquitin-dependent protein catabolic process; protein deubiquitination. Gene Ontology annotation, molecular function: metallopeptidase activity; proteasome binding; protein binding.
CCCCCGUGUGUCCAGAUUUUGCAGUCGUCCGUCGUGACGUCACCGGAGCGACGGAAGUGGUUUCCUGAGUACAGAAUCUGGCUGAUUCAUUGUAGUCGGUGUGUUUGACUGUGAACACGGAGAGAAACUGCGUCUUCUGAACACACGACACGUUUGACAACAGAUAACAAUAUGGAUCGGCUGCUGAGACUUGGAGGUGGAAUGCCCGGACUUGGUCAGGGUCCCCCAACAGAUGCACCAGCAGUGGACACAGCAGAACAGGUGUACAUUUCCUCUCUGGCCCUGCUCAAGAUGUUGAAGCACGGGCGGGCUGGAGUACCAAUGGAGGUCAUGGGAUUGAUGCUGGGAGAGUUUGUGGACGAUUACACAGUGCGAGUGAUUGAUGUGUUUGCCAUGCCCCAGUCAGGAACAGGUGUGAGUGUGGAAGCAGUGGAUCCUGUUUUCCAGGCCAAGAUGUUGGACAUGCUGAAACAAACUGGCAGACCAGAGAUGGUGGUUGGAUGGUACCACAGUCACCCUGGUUUUGGUUGUUGGUUGUCUGGCGUGGACAUCAACACACAGCAGAGCUUUGAGGCCCUGUCAGAGCGAGCCGUUGCUGUUGUGGUUGAUCCCAUUCAGAGCGUCAAAGGAAAGGUUGUUAUCGACGCCUUCAGAUUGAUCAACGCCAACAUGAUGGUUUUGGGUCAUGAACCACGACAAACCACAUCUAAUCUGGGUCAUUUGAACAAGCCCUCAAUCCAGGCUCUGAUUCAUGGACUCAACAGACACUACUACUCCAUCACCAUCAAUUACAGGAAAAACGAGCUGGAGCAAAAGAUGCUGUUGAACCUGCAUAAGAAGAGCUGGAUGGAGGGACUGACCCUGCAGGAUUACAGCGAGCACUGCAAGCUCAAUGAGACCAUUGUUAAGGAAAUGCUGGAGCUGGCUAAGAACUACAAUAAGGCGGUCGAAGAAGAGGACAAAAUGACCCCAGAGCAGCUGGCUAUCAAGAAUGUUGGAAAACAGGAUCCCAAGAGGCACUUGGAGGAGCAUGUCGAUGUUCUCAUGACAUCCAACAUCGUUCAGUGCCUAGCGGCCAUGUUGGAUACUGUAGUUUUCCAGUGAUGGUCCAGUGUGUGAAUAACUGUUAAUAUUGCAACCAUUGUUGUCUUUUAUAUAAAAUAAAUGUAUGUAUGAAAAUAA